AUGGAGAAGUAUUUAUCCCUUACAAGAUUCGUUGAGAAGAUGAGCGGUGGUAGGAUGGGAGAGUUUCUUGGAAGAAUUAUGGGAUUGGAGGUCCGACUGGCCCAAGAUUUCUUUCCACUGGAGAGAACUCUUUACAUCACUUUUAACCUAGCUUCGGGCCUUCAGAAGCUGAGAACGCUUGAUGUUUAUCUUAUUGGUUGGAAAGCAGGCGCAUAUGGUUUCUUAGAUAGAGCCAGCGAUUGGGAGAGAAAGAUGCGCGAGUACCAUUCAACGUCCUGGAAGCUCGGUAACCUGAAACCUAUCACAAUAACUGGGGUUGGUAGUAAUAUAGAGAAAGAUGUCUUCGAGGAGCUACUUAAGGCUGAGGGCCGCACGCUAGUCAUUUUGGGGAUAUCUGGAUAUGUGGUUACGGAGGAGUUUGGAGAGCGCAGAUUGGAAAAGGCGCAGCUCUAA
This is a messenger RNA of Hyaloscypha bicolor E, 453 nucleotides long. RefSeq lists its product as uncharacterized. The transcript has 2 exons. Lineage: Eukaryota; Fungi; Ascomycota; Leotiomycetes; Helotiales; Hyaloscyphaceae. The record is from RefSeq and is a predicted model, not a curated record. The coding region runs from base 1 to 453 and encodes 150 amino acids.